Messenger RNA from Mauremys mutica (yellowpond turtle), 3996 nucleotides. RefSeq names its product soluble scavenger receptor cysteine-rich domain-containing protein SSC5D-like. The record is from RefSeq and is a predicted model, not a curated record. The coding region runs from base 129 to 3287 and encodes 1052 amino acids. Gene Ontology annotation, cellular component: membrane; cell surface. NCBI's taxonomy places the organism in Eukaryota, Metazoa, Chordata, Testudines, Geoemydidae. The transcript has 25 exons.
UGGAACUUCCAUAUAAGAAUACCCAAAUGAGGACAUUGGGACACCAUAGUCACACAUGUAGCCCCAUUGAGACCAACCAACUUAGGCAAGGCUUAUCAGUAUGACGUUACUCUUGUCUCAUAAGACUCAUGAAUGGACAGAACAGAUGUUCCGGUCGCGUUGAAGUCCAUUACAAUGGAAACUGGGGAACAGUGUGUGAUGAUGACUGGGACAUAAAAGAUGCAGAGGUUGUGUGCAGACAGCUUGAGUGUGGGCGGGCCAUUGAGGCGCCCAUGAAUGCCCGGUUUGGUGAAGGCUCUGGAAGUAUUCUCCUGGAUGACGUGCAGUGCAGAGGGAACGAACCCUCUUUGUUGCAGUGCUCGCACCGGGGGUGGGGCACACAUAACUGUGCCCACCGUGAGGAUGCCAGUGUCAUCUGCUCAGCUUCUUCACCUACCACACAGAAGCCCAUUACUACAUCUCCACCACCUACAACAAGCGAGCCCCUUACAACUGGCCCCCAUCACGUUGUAUCAGAAACAUUCGGAACAUUGGAAACAGAUAACUCCUCUUCAUCCCCUUUCGCGCCAGAGACCACUGGGGCAAUAUCUACCCCACAACCACUGACUACAGCUAAUGGAGCUUCUGUGGAUUCCACAACACCAGAAAGAGAGAACUCCUUUCCAUCCAUCACCGCACCAGAGACCACUGCGGCAAUAUCCACCCCAGAAUCACUGACUACACCUAAUGAAGCCACUGUGGAUUACACAACACAGGAAAGAGAGAACUCCUUUUCAUCCACCACCGCACCAGAAAGAACUGGAGAAAUAUCAACCCCAGAAUCACUGACUACACCUAAUGAAGCCACUGCAGAUUUCAGAACACCGGAAACAGAUAACUCCUCUUCAUCCACUUUCGCGCCAGAGACCACUGGGGCAAUAUCUACCCCACAACCAUUGACUACAGCUAAUGGAGCUUCUGUGGAUUCCACAACACCAGAAAGAGAGAACUCCUUUCCAUCCAUCACCGCACCAGAGACCACUGGGGCAAUAUCCACCCCAGAAUCACUGACUACACCUAAUGAAGCCACUGCAGAUUACACAACACCGGAAACAGAUAACUCCUCUUCAUCCACUUUCGUGCCAGAGACCACUGUGGCAAUAUCUACCCUACAACUACUGACUACAGCUAAUGGAGCUUCUGUGGAUUCCACAACACCAGAAAGAGAGAACUCCUUUCCAUCCAUCACCGCACCAGAGACCACUGCGGCAAUAUCCACCCCAGAAUCACUGACUACACCUAAUGAAGCCACUGCAGAUUACACAACACCGGAAACAGAUAACUCCUUUUCAUCCCCUUUCGCGCCAGAGACCACUGUGGCAAUAUCUACCCAACAGCUACUGACUACAGCUAAUGGAGCUUCUGUGGAUUCCACAACACCAGAAAGAGAGAACUCCUUUCCAUCCAUCACCGCACCAGAGACCACUGCAGCAAUAUCCACCCCAGAAUCACUGACUACACCUAAUGAAGCCACUGCAGAUUUCAGAACACUGGAAACAGAUAACUCCUCUUCAUCCACUUUCGCGCCAGAGACCACUGGGGCAAUAUCUACCCCACAACCAUUGACUACAGCUAAUGGAGCUUCUGUGGAUUCCACAACACCAGAAAGAGAGAACUCCUUUCCAUCCAUCACCGCACCAGAGACCACUGCGGCAAUAUCCACCCCAGAAUCACUGACUACACCUAAUGAAGCCACUGUGGAUUACACAACACCGGAAAGAGAGAACUCCUUUUCAUCCAUCACUGCACCAGAGACCACUGGGGCAAUAUCCACCCCAGAAUCACUGACUACAUCUAAUGAAGCCACUGCAGGUUUCAGAACACUGGAAACAGAUAAUUCCUCUUCAUCCACUUUCGCGCCAGAGACCACUGGGGCAAUAUCUACCCCACAACCACUGACUACAGCUAAUGGAGCUUCUGUGGAUUCCACAACACCAGAAAGAGAGAACUCCUUUCCAUCCAUCACCGCACCAGAGACCACUGCGGCAAUAUCCACCCCAGAAUCACUGACUACACCUAAUGAAGCCACUGCAGAUUACACAACACCGGAAACAGAUAACUCCUUUUCAUCCCCUUUCGCGCCAGAGACCACUGGGGCAAUAUCUACCCCACAACCAUUGACUACAGCUAAUGGAGCUUCUGUGGAUUCCACAACACCAGAAAGAGAGAACUCCUUUCCAUCCAUCACCGCACCAGAGACCACUGCAGCAAUAUCCACCCCAGAAUCACUGACUACACCUAAUGAAGCCUCUGGUGAUUACACAACACUGGAAUCAGAUUAUUCCUUUUCAUCCACUUUCACAGCAGAGAGCACUGGUGCAAUAUCUACCCCAGAACCACUGACUACAGCUAAUGAAGCUCCUCCUGAUAGUAGUGAAGCACCCAAGACGCCUGUGGCACUUACAUGUCUGCCAGAAUACAUGCGUGCAGUCAUUAGAAGAGCCUACAUCAGGUCAAAAGGCUAUUUUUCAUGGAAUUUUCACUUGAAUGACCCAACUUGUAGGCCUAUGGUUACAAAAUCCCAUGUUAUAUUCCAUAUACCUUAUGAUGGCUGUGGUACAAAAAGUGAGGUAAAUAAUGGGACUAUCGACUACUCCAACACAGUCAGAGCAUCCACUUCUGAUAAUUUCAUCACCAGGGCAAAGAGUCCUCAGUUACAUUUCACCUGCAGAAUGAACGAGAGUGUGAUAGUGGACAUCAUGAACAUCGUCAACGAGUCCAACUCUUUAGAAACUGAUGAAACUCAGUAUGGACAAUUCAAUGUGAAACUUUCCUUUUAUGAAUCACCAUCUUUUUCAAGCCCUGUGAAUAGUUUCCCAUACUUUGUUGACCUAAACCAGGACUUAUACAUUCAAGCCACUCUCUACAGCCCUGAUCCAAAUCUGAUGUUGUUUAUAGACACAUGUGUAACAUCUCCUGAUUCCCAUGACUUUACAACUGUGAAAUACGAUUUAAUCAAGAGAGGGUGUGUAAAAGACGAUACCUUCACUGCUUACUAUUCAUCAAACAAAAAAAUUGUUCAGUUCCAAUUUAAAGCCUUUUCGUUUUUUAAUGGAUACUCUACAGUUUACCUCCAGUGCAAAAUGGUGGUGUGCAAGGUGUACGAUUUUUCUUCCAGAUGCUACCAGGGCUGUGUAACUAGGAACAAGAGAGAGACAAGUUCUGGCCAGGAAAAUGUGGUGAUUGUUGGGCCAGUUAAGCUCAAGAAUCCCAGUAACUCAGAUGGGCAUAUUGCCAGUUUAAUGUGAUGUUAUUUCAAUCGCUUUUAACAUCAAAAGGAUUGGUUCAUUGCAUGAUUUCCUGCUGAUGAGCUCUAGUAGCAUUUUUACCAGCGUAGCAAACUCCUAAUAAACAUCAGAGUACUUGCUUAGUGAUGGUAUACGUCUGAAUAUAUUCCUUAUCUGUCUUUACCAUUCCCUAAUUUCAAAUCUGUUGCAUUUACUUCCUAGACUUCUCUUCAAUAAAUAAUCUUGGUUAUAAAAGUAUAGGUGAACCAGAUGAUUGAUUUUCUGAUCUAGACUUAAUGACAAUAGAAUCUUCUUGUGUUUAUUCAAAUUCCCCCUUCAUUUUACAUCAUACUACCGCUGAAUAGCAUGAGUGUUUAUUGUUUAAGAACAAUUAGCAUAUAUUUUAACUAUAUAUUUAUCUCAACUCACAAUGAUUCACUGAUGAGCUUCAUACUUGAAAAGAUGAAAAUAGAAGCAUCUGUGUUUAUACUUAUUAAGGAUAGAAUAAAUGCAUUAUGAUGCUUGAAAAUUAUGGAGAUGGACACAUUAAAAUUGCUUAAAGAGAGGGACAUUAUAUGGUGUGUAAAUUCUAAAUUCUGCCUCUAAUUUAAGAGAUUAGGAGCUUCAUGUUUUAUUUCUUGAACUAAAUUCAUAUGGAAAGUCAAAUGCAGUGGAAUUAAUAUUUUGUAUGCUGGAUUAUUUUUAAUAAAGGAAAAGAUUUUCUCCAUUA